Molecule: messenger RNA, 1128 nt
Organism: Metarhizium brunneum ARSEF 3297
Lineage: Eukaryota; Fungi; Ascomycota; Sordariomycetes; Hypocreales; Clavicipitaceae
Source: RefSeq, a predicted model, not a curated record
AUGGCCUCUCGCGGGGACCAGUAUCAACAGCGGCAGCAGCUGCAGCGGCCACAGCAAGCACCUUUACAAGCUUCGCCGGAACAACAACAGACAGGACAGACAAAGCAGCGUAGUUACAGCAUUCAAUCUCAGAAAACCCAUCGCAGUAGUGGGAGCAAGCACGAUUUCCACGAGACCCACGAGGAAAAGGAAGCUAGACGAUUACACAGCAAAGCUGAUCCCACAUUAGCUAUGAACGAAGCUGAGCCAUCCAUGGUCGCGGCCAUGAAGUCGGAACGGACUCAAAUCUCUCUUCGCGCAAUACAGCACAAGGAUACCUGGGGGAACCCCAUCGCGGAUCCGGACAGAUCAAACCCAACCAGAAACCGAUGGGAGCGGCCGUUGGACACGAUCCGUAGCUUUGAGGCUGCCAUUGACGGUGGCUAUCAGCACACUGAGUCAGUAGCAAACUGGAAUAGACGGAGCAGUGUCCAAACUGCGAACCAGCCACGAUUCCCUCAAGACAGUUACUACGGCGGCCGACCUGUUUCGUUCAGGGGAGAUAGCCAGUAUGGACUGCCCACACCUGCAACGGCAAGGAACAGCGUCUACGACAAUCCAAAUGCAGGCGGCGGCUACAAUAAUAGUGGCUAUGACAGAGGAUAUGCGGGAAGUAGGCACAUGUCUCGGGAUCGCAGCCAAAGGGUGCAAUCCGAGUCGCAUCACCAGAUGUACGGGCGCGAGCAGGGUGUUUAUCCUAUGCCUCACAAGGACAGGUCAUAUGAGACUGUAACAUCCGCUGCACCUAGCGGUAGCUCAGACCCUGCCGGCUAUCAGACGGACCCUACGUCCAGCGACAACAGCUCGAUCGACAGGAUAUCACCAGCGAAGCGUUCUGAGCCCGUCAAUGAUUAUGGCAUCGGAUUCAGUCAGACAAAUGCGUACGAUGUUCAAAACUUCUCUGUCGGCAAGCAGGUUAAGAACCAUUCUCUGCCGCCACUGCCACCUCCUACGGAGCCCCAGGCGGCUACUCCCCCCCAAUCUGUGCCUCGCAAAGGGUCUCUUUUGCGACGAAAAAUAUCACAAUCAAGUGCCAAUCCAGAGAAGCAGAAGAGCUGGUUUAGCCGUCGCUUUAGCAAAAACAGCUAG